AUGCGGUGUUUCCUGGCUCUGCUGUUGGUAGGGGCCCUGAGCUGGACCGGUGCCUUUGUAGAACCCAAGUUAAAAUCUUGGGUCACUCAGCCUCUGGAACUCUCAGGCCCCCUCCACGGCUCUGUUACCAUCCCCUUUCGAUUCUCCUUCCCCUGGGAGUUGGACCAGAAACCCAAUAUUAGGAUUUCCUGGACAAAGACCCACACUUUUGGAGAGGAAAUCUACAGCUCCAAUUCCCCACCCCACCCAUACUUCCAAGGCAGGAUCUUCCUCCACUGGAAGUCUGGAGAGCAGAAUGGCUCCCUUCUCAUCCAGGACCUGAGGAAGGGGGAUGCCUUGAUGUAUUACUGCACAGUCUGGGCUGCCACAAAGCUCUAUGGAGUGAAAAGCAUAUCAAGUCUCCAUGGGACCUGGCUUGAGGUGACUGAGGGUGAUUGGUCACACCCCAACUCUGGAGAUCCCCCUGGACCGGCCUCCAACUCCCUGACAAGUCUCAUUGUGAUCCUCUGCUUUUGCCUCAUCCACAAAAUUGGAAUCUGUGUAAUUUUGGAAAUGUCGGUGCUGCCUAAGGUAUGACGAGCUCAGUGUUCCCUAAGAAAAUAAAAAUAAAAA
Gracilinanus agilis (Agile Gracile Mouse Opossum) is the source of this 612-nucleotide messenger RNA. RefSeq names its product paired immunoglobulin-like type 2 receptor beta. NCBI's taxonomy places the organism in Eukaryota, Metazoa, Chordata, Mammalia, Didelphimorphia, Didelphidae. The record is from RefSeq and is a predicted model, not a curated record. The transcript is spliced from 4 exons. Bases 1 to 576 code for a protein of 191 amino acids.